UCCGGUGCCCCUGGGCCCAGGUGCCUCCGUCACCAGGUGCCCAAGUGCUCCGGUGCCCAGGUGCCUCUGUGACCAGGUGCCCAAGUGCUCCUGUGCCCAGGUGCUCCGGUGCUCCGGUGCCCCUGUGCCCAGGUGCCUCCGUCACCAGGUGCCCAAGUGCUCCUGUGCCCAGGUGCCCCCGUGCCCAGGUGCUCCGGUGCCUCCGUGACCAGGUGCCCAAGUGCUCCUGUGCCCAAGUGCUCCUGUGCCCAGGUGCCCCCGUGCCCGGGUGACCAGGUGCCCCGGUGCCCCCGUGCCCCGGGACCAUGAGCGGGCAGCGCGUGGACGUGAAGGUGGUGAUGCUGGGCAAGGAGUACGUGGGAAAGACCAGCCUGGUGGAGCGAUACGUGCACAACCGGUUCCUCGUGGGGCCCUACCAGAACACCAUCGGGGCAGCGUUCGUGGCCAAGGUGAUGUCUGUUGGCGACCGGACGGUGACCCUGGGCAUCUGGGACACGGCUGGCUCCGAGCGCUACGAAGCCAUGAGCCGCAUUUACUACCGGGGAGCCAAGGCUGCCAUCGUGUGCUACGAUCUGACAGACAGCAGCAGCUUCGAGCGAGCCAAGUUCUGGGUGAAGGAACUGCACAAUCUGGAGGAGGGCUGCCAGAUCUACCUGUGCGGCACCAAGAGCGACCUGCUGGAGGACGACCGCAGGCGGAGACGCGUCGACUUCCACGACGUCCAGGACUUCGCCGACGACAUCAAAGCUCAGCUCUUCGAGACGUCCAGCAAGACGGGGCAGAGCGUAGACGAGCUGUUUCAGAAGGUGGCCGAGGAUUUCGUCAGCAUCACGGCCUUCCAGGUGAUGACCGAAGACAAGGGCGUUGACCUGAGCCAGAAGGGGAACCCCCACUUCUACAGCUGCUGCCACCACUGAGCUGCCGCCUCUUCUUCCUCCUCCUCCUCCUCCUCCCCAUCCUCCCCCUCCUCUCCUCUCCCGGGGCAGGAGGGGCCGGGCCGGGGUCUGCCGGCCCAGAGCCGAGGCCCGGGCGGCCCCGAGGGCGGGGGCCCGGGGUGCCCGCCGGAGCUCGGGGGUCUGCACGGUAUCUAAGCGUCUUCUGACUUGUAAAUAAAAUCACCCCAUCGGGA
This is a messenger RNA of Tachyglossus aculeatus (Australian echidna), 1129 nucleotides long. RefSeq names its product RAB24, member RAS oncogene family (gene RAB24). The record is from RefSeq and is a predicted model, not a curated record. The transcript is spliced from 10 exons. Gene Ontology annotation, molecular function: GTP binding; GTPase activity. Bases 306 to 917 code for a protein of 203 amino acids. NCBI's taxonomy places the organism in Eukaryota, Metazoa, Chordata, Mammalia, Monotremata, Tachyglossidae.